Pestalotiopsis fici W106-1 is the source of this 1110-nucleotide messenger RNA. RefSeq lists its product as uncharacterized. The record is from RefSeq and is a predicted model, not a curated record. The transcript has a single exon. Lineage: Eukaryota; Fungi; Ascomycota; Sordariomycetes; Amphisphaeriales; Sporocadaceae. The coding region runs from base 1 to 1110 and encodes 369 amino acids.
AUGGCGCAGGACCUAAGAGCAUAUGCACCUGCGUGGCUGCAAGCCAUUCAGCAGCGAGCUUCCUUCUUGCGUCAGCGAUGCUUUGACUACAUAUCCCUCUUGGGAUCCUCUUUGCCAAUAUUGUCGACGAGACGCCCGGACACCGACCCAGAUGCACACAUUUUACAACAGCGGCAUCCUCUGCUCCACGCGAAUGCCGAGUCGAGUGAAGAGUACUUGGUCCUGUCCGACGGGCGAAAAGUUGGUGUCGCAUAUUAUGGUGCGCAGAGUGGCCCGGUGGUCUUUUACUUGCACGGGUUUCCCGGCUCUCGACUAUCUGGCACUUUUUUCGAUACUCCUGGCAAGAAGUUAGGGGCCAGGAUCAUUGCCGUGGAUAGACCUGGCAUUGGAAACAGUUCUCCGCAGCCUGGCCGCACAAUAUUUAAUCAUGCGAAUGAUGUGCGCGAAAUUGCCGAGCUUUUGGGUGUCGAGUCUUAUGGCAUCAUUGGCGUCUCUGGCGGAGGCCCAUAUGCUCUAGCUUGUGCCUACCUCUUGCCCAAGGAAAACCUGAAGGCCGUCUCCAUCCUUGCUGGGAUGGGUCCGAUUGAUAUUGGGACCAGAGGCAUGAACUGGAGCAACUGGUUCAUAUUUAAUGGUUUCAUGUAUUUCCCCUUUAUAAUUCGUUGGAUCCAGAACAAGCUAGUAGCAACCUUGGCGACGGUUUCCAACGAAAAGAUUGUCGCCCUGGUCGAGAGGCAGUUGUCGAAACCGUCAAAUCGACAGUUCAUGUACACUGCCACGGAUAUCGCCAUUCUAAGAGAUCCCGACUUUCUCUCCAUGAUGCUCAACUUUUAUAGGGAGCAUUACAAGCAGGGAGUCGACGGCCACAUGGAGGACGGACGGGUCUUGACCACGAAUCUGGGGUUUCGCCUGCAAGAUAUCCGCCCCAGUCUGCCGAUCCAAAUGUGGUACAGCAAGGACGAUACCAAUGUACCGUUUCGGAUGGCUCGAGCAAUGGCUGAGCGUCUCAGCUGUCCACCCCAGUUCCAUGCUAUUAGCGACGAAACACACUUGAGUCUAGUGUUGAAGUAUAGUGCCGAUGUCUUGGAGCAUCUGCUUGAGAAAUUAUAA